AUAUACACUCUCUCCUCUCUCUAUUCUCUUUGUUGCUCGAGCAUCGCGUUUAACCUCUUUGGCUGCCAAACCAUUGGUAUCUCAUACACGAGGAAGGGAGAGAGCGACAUAUCGUAAUUUUUCUUUUUUAGCUUUUGAUUUUGUUUUCUUCCGGUGGCUACAAGAGCGAAGCUUUCUCUGUGGAGAUUCUUCUCUCUUUCUCCGGUGAACACUCCGGCGCCUCUCCUAUCUUCUCCGGCGAAAACUCCUCCUUGUCGCGUUUUAUUUCAUUCUGAAAAAACUGUGAAGUUCGCUUUGGAUCGUCGAGUAAUGUGAUCCGGUCUACAAGGGUUCCGAGCUUAUUUUGCUGCCGAAGACAGAAUUUUUCUUUUCCGGGAAAUAAAAGGGUAAGGACGAUGAAGAGAGGUAGAGACGAGGUUUACAUGGCAGCAAAGAUUCCGAGGCCUGCGGUUUCAUCUCGAGGAGAAACCAAUGGGCAGCCUCAGACAAUGGGUGGGGCAGGAGGAAAUAUGGGAAAGCUGACUACAAGUGAUGCUCUAUCGUAUCUCAAAGCUGUUAAGGACAAGUUUCAUGACAAGAAAGAGAAAUACGACACCUUUCUCGAAGUCAUGAAGGACUUCAAAGCACAAAGGAUUGACACUCAUGGUGUUAUAGCAAGAGUGAAGGAUUUGUUCAAGGGUUAUCAGGAACUGCUUUUAGGUUUUAAUACCUUCUUGCCCAAGGGUUAUGAAAUAACCCUUCCGCUUGAUGAUGAACGACGUAAGAAACCGGCAGAUUUUGGAGAAGCUAUUAAUUUUGUUACCAAGAUCAAGGCAAGGUUCCAAGAUGAUGACCGUUCAUAUAAAUCAUUUCUAGACAUCUUGAACCUGUAUAGAAAGGAAAGCAAGUCCAUUUCUGAGGUCUAUCAAGAGGUUACCAUAUUAUUCCAGGACCAUGAAGAUCUGCUUGAGGAGUUUGCGCAUUUUUUACCCGAUUCUUCAGGAUCUACUUCUACUUUAUUUUCUCUUUCUGGAAGGAAUGCAGCACCGCGUGAUCAGAGUUCUGCUAUGCCCACCAUGCAUCAAAAUCAUUAUGAUAAGCAGAAAAUAAGACCAUUGCAUAAGGUUGAAGAUUAUUCAGAACACUCUGAUCAAGGAGAAGCAGGUGAUGAGAACAUUGUGGCGUGCUCGGGUAAUUCUCUGGCAAAAUCCCAUGUCAAUGAAGGACAAUGGUCUAGGACUUUGAAGGCUGACGACAAUGGAGGGAUUCAAGAUUAUGAAAAUAAUGGACACCAAGAAAGGGGUCUUGACAAUGGGCAUCAAGAAACUGAAAGAAGUGCAGCUUCUGGCAGUAAAGACAUUGGAAGCCACAAAAUUCCAAUAUCUACUAGCAAGCAUGUGGCAAAACCAAUAAAUGAACUUGAUCUCUCGGACUGUGCACAAUGUACUCCCAGUUAUAGGCUCUUGCCAGAUACUUAUCCCGUUCAGAUUCCAAGCCACAGGAAUGAAAUUGGUGAUGAGGUACUUAAUGAUCGUUGGGUAUCUGUCACCUCAGGGAGUGAGGAUUACUCGUUUAAACAUAUGCGGAAAAACCAGUAUGAAGAAAGCCUCUUUCGAUGUGAGGAUGACAGGUUUGAGCUGGACAUGUUGCUAGAGUCUGUCAAUGCAGCCAUCAAGCGCGUGGAAGCACUUAUAUUGAAGAUCAAUGACAACACAAUCUCUACAGAGACUCCCAUAUGCAUCAGAGAACAUUUAACAGCUCUGAACCUGAGAUGUAUUGAGCGGUUAUAUGGUGACUACGGACUUGAUGUCAUGGACUUUUUAAAGAAGAACGCUCAUGUUGCUUUGCCUGUGAUACUAACUCGUUUGAAGCAGAAGCAAGAAGAAUGGGCAAGGUGUCGUUUUGAUUUCAGGAAAGUAUGGGCUGACGUUUACGCUAAGAAUCACCACAAAUCUCUUGAUCAUCGUAGUUUCUAUUUCAAGCAGCAGGAUUCUAAGAAUCUGAGUACAAAAGGUUUAGUGGCAGAGAUAAAAGAUAUCAAUGAGAAGAAGUAUAAAGAUGAUCUGCUUCAUACUUUUACAGCUGCGACUAAGUCUUCUCUUACUCCAGACCUGGAGUUCAGUUAUUCUGAUCCACAAAUUCAUGAAGACCUAUAUCAGCUAAUCAAUUAUUACUGUGAGGAGAUAUGUGCUUCUGAACAGUCAGAUAAAGUAAUGAAAAUAUGGAUAACAUUCUUGGAGCCUAUGUUUGGUAUUCCUUCGAGGCCUCGAGUUAAUGACAGUGUCACUGCUGCUGUCGAGUCAAAAGAACAAAACCUAGAAAGCCAUGAUCCAUGUGCAAGGCUGAAGGAGGGUAACCUUCAUGAAAGUUCUUCUGCGAAAUAUUCUAAACAUUCAACAUCUCCAAGGGAGUCAAACAAAGAAAGUCUAACACUGAAACAGGGCUAUCUUGAUCGAGAUGUCAUGGCCCCUAUAGGAGAAGUUACUCAGCAAGAUAAGGUUCAGAGUGAUGCAGUUAUGACUAAUGAGGAUGGCCAGUCUUCAAAUCCGGUUUCCUCCAGAGAUGAUCCAAUAACAGAAGGCCUAAAAAAUCACAGGCUUAAUGAAGCACCAGCGAGAGAGCACAAGGUUGAGCGGGAAGAGGGUGAAUUAUCUCCUGCUGAUAGUUUUGAGCGCGACAGUUUUGAGGUUUAUGGAGAGAGUAGUCUAGAGCCGAUGCAGAAAGUAAUUGACUAUGCACAAUGCAAUAAAUACCAUCAAAGAUUUGAAGUAGGUUCCGAUGAGAACAACGGUAUUACUCAUAAGUCAUCGGAAGAUAAUAAGAAUGCAACUAAGUUGGUUGGCGAAGAUUCUUCCCCUGAAGAGCAUAUAGUAGGUAUGAACCGAGAUGAACAUGAUAAUGUGUGUGAAAGUGAAAACGAAGCUGUUGAGGGGACUAAUUCCCAUGACGGUGAAGAUGACCCACCGUGCAAAUUUUCAGAUCGGUUUCUCAGACCUGUGAAGCCCCUUGCAAAACAUGUUUCUACGGAAUUGCAAGAUAGUGAAAGCAACUCCCGAAGUGAUUCUCAGUUAUUUUAUGCAAAUGAUUCCUUCUAUGUGCUUUUUAGGCUUCAUCAAAUGUUGUACGAGAGAAUACAAUCAGCGAAGGUACACUCGGAAAAGAAAUGGAAGGCCCCGGAUAACACAACUCCUUCCGAUGCUUAUUCCAGGUUCAUGGAUGCCCUCUAUAGCUUACUCGACGGAUCUAGCGAUAAUACGAAGUUUGAGGAUGAAUGCCGAACUAUUAUCGGAUCUCAAUCAUAUGUCCUUUUCACACUGGACAAACUUGUUCAGAAGUUUGUUAAGCAUCUUCAUGCAGUUGCCACCGAUGAGACAGACACCAAGCUUCUGCAGUUGUACACAUACGAGAAUUAUAGAAUGCCCGGGAGAUUCUUUGAUGUAGUUUACCAUGAGAAUGCCCGUACUAUCCUCCAUGAUCAGAACAUAUACCGAAUUGAAAAUUCAUCGAGACAAAAUUGCCUCUCGAUUCAGCUUAUGAACGGUGGUCACGAUAGGCCUGAAGUUACGGCUGUAACCUUAGAGCCAGGUUUUGCACAUUAUCUGCAGAAUGACUUGCUCUCACUUGUUUCUGAAGAAGAGAAGUCCGGACUAUUUCUGAAGAGGAACAAACAGAAACUAAUUGGUAAAGGUGGAUCUUCCGGAAUUUCUCUGGCAAUGGAAGGAGUGAAGAUUAUUAAUGAGAUGGAGUGUAGGAUAACUUGCAGUUCUUCCAAGAUAAGGUAUGUACCAGACACGGAAGAUCUUAUAUACAGAGGCAAAAGAAGAAAACCAAACCCGGAUGGGACGUGUCUUAAGGAGAUGAAGACAUCAAGUAACAGUGAAAUCACCCGACUGAGAAGAAUAGCUCAUUUUCACAUAUUGCUCAACUGCAGAAUGCUUGCCUUGCCUUGAAAAAGCCCAAGUUCCCAAGUUUCUGGUGAGAUUUUGGCUUAUAACACCACACAGAGAGAGGAGAGCAGAAGUCUUGAAGUGCUUCUUGGAUCAUAAUGGCUCAAGAGAUUCAUAAUUAUAUAUAUAUAUAUGCAUUGGAGCCAUUUAUUUUGGUGUAUAGUUUUAACAUUUCUAGUGACAAAUACUAAACUCUGGAGAUUCCGUAAUCCAUUCUUUCCACUGUGUGUUCUUGUAA
Tarenaya hassleriana is the source of this 4164-nucleotide messenger RNA. RefSeq names its product paired amphipathic helix protein Sin3-like 5. The record is from RefSeq and is a predicted model, not a curated record. Gene Ontology annotation, cellular component: histone deacetylase complex; chromatin. Gene Ontology annotation, biological process: negative regulation of transcription by RNA polymerase II. Bases 396 to 3929 code for a protein of 1177 amino acids. NCBI's taxonomy places the organism in Eukaryota, Viridiplantae, Streptophyta, Magnoliopsida, Brassicales, Cleomaceae. The transcript has 20 exons. Gene Ontology annotation, molecular function: transcription corepressor activity.